UGCAAAAGUAUGUAGGUGCAAAUGUCCAACGUGCAAAGAUAAUGAAACCAUAAGCACCAUUAAACCCUUUUCAAUCAUUACUUGCGAGUCUAUUUUGUAUUUCGGUGACCGGCUAAUCGGACUAAUCUAAUUCAAAAUGCUAUUUGAGACUUACCGAAAAUGAGAGGGGCGCAAAAGAGGAGGGAGUUAUAAACGUAAAUCUAUUCGUGAGCUUGCAAAAUACCUCUCAGAUCUGUUAUGUCCUGACAAGGCAAGGAGACGACUGUUUGAAGUAACGAAGUAUAUUACACAAUAUAUACAAUAGAAACGGCGACCAGUAUAAGACCAAAAUAACGAGCAGCCCACAAGCUUAACAGAAAACAGUAGAAUGAGUAACAGCCAGGGAAAUCCCUUGACGUCACAAUAUGCUAUAUACAAGACUAUGCGCAUGAAUAUCUACCAAGAAUGAGCAUGUAAAAUUAGUAUCAAUGUUUCCCCAAGCAUCCAUUACCUCGUUCAUUUUUGUAACAAUGACCAAUCAGCUACAAGUCAACAAUGACAUACAAUUGUUAUUUGGCCGCUUUUGCGUGUUAUUUGUAAGGUUUCCAGUUGCUAUUCCAAAAAAUAGUUGUAAAUAAAAUAACUGAAUUGUCUUCCGUAGAACGUCAGUAUAGGUUGCGAUAAUUAAAAAUUGAUACCGCAAACGCUGUCAUAGACUUGCCUGAAAUUAGAUAUCAAUCAGUACCUGUGAGCGGAACGGGGUCCAAUCUUUUGAGUGGAAUUGAUAUUUUUGAAAAUAUGAGCCAGUUUGUAGGCGCCAACUCCCUGAAAUACUCUCAAAAUAAGCGUUAAAAAGUUUUCCAUAGUUAAUUAUAAGAGAGAUUUUUCAGGUAUCAAGGGUCGCGGAAACGUCCAUGGUGAAGUCAUCACAAAAAGAUUUUUUCUGGUGCCGAAGGUCGCAGAGGCAUCCAUUGGAUACCGAAUUCAACAUCUGUACAUGGGCGAUUCUACCAUUGCAAUAGAUCUAUGAUGUAAUAACUUGUGACUAAUCCUAAAAUUAUGUCAAUCCGUUUUUAUUACCCGGCAUAUAGCCGAAAUGGGCAUAACAAAAUUAAAUCACCUUUGCCUGCCCUAGAAUGGACAGAAUAACAGCCAAAUGAACAUUCGGUCUACUUGUCAGCGGCUACUUUGCAAUAGCUGUAUCAAAUUUAUGAAUACAAUUACAAAUACAAUUUAUGAAUCAAAGUUACUACAAUACGAGUACAGUAAAGGCUUUUAUGCGAGAACAGCAUAGCCUCGAGAUAGCACUACAAGGCAAUGAGUUGCCAUGGUUUUUAUAGAAUUAGGGACUCCCCCUGUAUUUUUUUUUUGAUGCAACGCUGUUCUGGCAGUUAGCUAGACGUUUUCGAAGGAGAAUUCAGUAAGAAAGUUGAACAUUAUAUAAUCUACUUAUAUUAGAUUCAACUGUAUAUCAAUAGAGAAGUACUCAUACUGAUAUCUUAAGUCGAAAAACUACUUCAUAAGUGUAAAGAUAUAUCAAACUAACAAAUGGAAUCACAAUCAUGUCCAUGCAGCCAUGGAGCCACGAAUCACUAAAAUGUAAAAUCAUAAGAUAAGAUUUUAUUUCGAUUCAUUCGCAAAAACAAAAUAAACACAUAUACACAAAAGAUUAAGGCGAAGAAUCUGGAAAGUGAACAAAACCUAAUAAAAUAGGUUUAAAACGUAUUAAACGCGUUCACUUACCAAAGACUGAAAGAAAAAAGAAAACGAGUCACAAACACAAACAAAUAAACAUACAAACAAAUAAACAUGAAUAUUGACGGCAGUCAUUACUCAGGCGUUUCACUUGGUAAUCAGGUUGCGUGCAAUCUUUUCAAAGACAAAACAGUGAAUUAAAUAUCCGCUGUGCGUGUGAUGCGGCAUGUAAACAAACAGUCCGAAAAAUCCUAGAAUGAGGUGAAUAAAAGUACAGAAGUAUGUAAUAGGGGAACGGCACUACAUAUUUAGGAAGGGUAUAAAGAGAAUAAGUGAUUGCGUAAUUGUUUUUUUAAAAUUGGGAUAUGUCAAGUCUUUAAUGGUAGAACUGUAGAAGGUGAAUCAUUCCAAAUUUUUACACCUGCUCCCCCUUGGGUUGAUGAUCGCAUGUGAUGGCUAUGUAUAAAAUACUGAGCUGUGAAAUAAUUAUUAAAAUCUUUUGGUAAUAAAUUUGAUGGGUAUUGAUGCAUUUAUUUCCAGAAAGGCAUAAAUUCUUGAACUUGAGGGGUACAACUAGUAAGAGGUGUACAAUUGAAUAAUAUUGUUACAGCUUUAUUGUGUAAAACUUCUAUUCUUCUUGACAAUUUUCUGGUAAUUUAAGUUGGGUUGGGGGCUGGGGCGAAGAUGAUCUUUGGUGACGUUUUACAUCCCCGAAGGAUUUUAUACUCAUAUACUACUUCAAUAGAGGUACGUCAAGAAAAAUCUACUUUCAAAUGUAAGUACAGAAGUAAAUUAACUGCGAACUUAGGACCGGAUGCACAUAUUUAUCCUGGGGGAGAGAAAAGUUGAUAAGAUGGUCCAAUCAUAUGGCGAACCAUGGUCUCUCGUCUGGGUAUCAGCCCACGUCGGGUAUGGGAUUAUUUGGUUUACUUUUAUAUCUGUAUGUCAAUUUUGGUUGAAAUAUUAUUUUAUUUUCCUACUUAUCGCUGUAGUACGAGCUUUGUUAUUGAGUAAGUAAAUGCAUUCUAAGAAGGAAUUGCCCGAUUCACCGGGGUUUGGAGUUUCAUUGAAACUUGAUGUGCACUCGGAAAAGGAUUUCUGGGGCUCUGGUGAUGGUUUCAAACCUGCCAAGCAUGAAGUGAGCAAGAAAGUGUUGUAUCCAUCAGACCAUGCUAUUUCCCGACAGGUCCGAACUACAAGAGAAAUACAAAGAAAUCUUUCUGAUGCCUUGGAUAAUUUGGAGUCUCGUACCGCUUUGAGUGAAGUACAAACACUUUGUCAUGCAAUACUUAAUCUGUACAAAAAGACCCAACAUCUUUCACAGAUUGUUGAUAUUUUGGACAAAUUGAAUAAAGAAAUCAAAUUUUGUAGGAUAAAUCUACCUGGACUUCAAGAUGCUAAUUCAAAGGCCAAGUUAAGUCACAGAAUUGAAUGGCUUGAGAAAGGAAUACUCACACUUGUUGAAAGGAACAGCUCUGAAAAAUUGGAUGAACUGCUAGAAUUGAAGACAGUUCCUGAAAUCAAAGUACCAAACGAAAAACAAGUCAGAAAAACAAGUUUGAAUCUUGUCUCUUCUGCCUCCUUUUUUACAGAGGUUCCAGGAGCAUCCCCGACACCAAAAUCUAUUAUUCAUCUAACUCCUGAUGUACCCUUAUCACAACAAACCUUUGAAAGGUCAUCUCUGAAAAAAACUGCUACUUUACCACCAGUUUCGUUUUCAAUACCAGAAAAUGAAGAAACGAAGUCAAAUGCUGAUGCGAGUGAUGCUUAUUGGUCAAGUGGUCAUCAUCAAUUUAUUUAUUCUCCCAAUAAGGACAUUAUCAUGCAGGAGAAUGCUCUUUCCUACCAUUAUCUCGGCCUUGCUAUGCCAGCGAAUUUCGUUACUCCGACUUCAGAAGAAUAUAUAAUAUCUGCAUCUUUGCCUUGGCUGACAGAUCAAAAUGCAGCAGCAGGAAAUUUUGACAUAUUGAGAGGUGAUUUGGAACGAGUAUUACGUCGUACUCGCAGAAUUCAAGAUAAAGUUUGGAAAGCUGCUAAUUUAUCUGUUGAAUUUGAUGUGAAUAGCAGCGGUGAAGACAACAAUGAAAAUUAUGAAAUUGUCAGUAAAUUGCAAAGUAGAGGUAGCACUAGAGGCAGAAAAAGAAUAUGGACUGGAGGAUCAACUGUUGGUUCUUUUCGAAGUGAUGUUACUAGAGCUACGUCAUCAAUGAAAUCUUCAAGGCCUGGAUCAUCAUCAAGUAUAAUGAGUAGUUCAACCUACAUAUCAUCAGGAUCUCUGGCUGAUUUGCAACCUAACACUAAAAACAUUCAACAAUUAACUAGAACGAACAUGUCAAAAAGAUAUCCUCAUGUCUGUGAUAGGUGGACUGAAGCUCGUCCAGAUAGUGAUCAUUUGAUGACACAACAAACAAUUGUAAAUCAAAGAAAUUUAUACAAUCAGACCAAACUAAAGCUAUUUGUAACAAAAAGAAACAGAGACAGGUCUUCUAUUAGGCGUGAUUUGAUAACUCCCAACAGUGUUACAUCAAAUCGCUCAUUUAGAAGGAUUGGAAGUGGAAUACGAUUCAUUGAAAAGUUGAAGUCCAGUGGAGGUAAUGCUCUUUCACAGCCUCAAAAGCAAAGGCUGGAGGAUCUAUUAACAACCGGAAUAAAGUCUGAAAAAGACGAUGUCAGAAUUUAUGCAGCGAAAUCUUUAUCUUUUCUUGGAGUUGCAGAUUCGGAUAGCACUGUUCCUGUAUUAACUGAUUUGGUGAAAAAUGACUCGAAUGCUAUUGUGCGAUUUGAAGCUUCUAAAGCACUUCUGAAUCUAGGAUUUUGUUCAUGUGAUGCUGUCAGAGAGUUGACACUCCAUCUUCGCCAUGGCAAUGAUGAAACAAAACUUGAUGUUUUAGAGCAAAUAGCUUGUACAUCUACUAUUCGAGGAAUAUUCCAUGAGAUUGAAUACAAAAAAGUGAUGCGAAAAUUGGUCAAGGAACUACGACAGCUUGCUGAAUCGUCUGAUGCAAAUGAAGAAAUCGUUUUUCGAGCAGCUGUUUGUCUUGGACUAAUUUGUGGACAUACAGAUGAAGAUUCUGCCGUGAUUUCUCAGACAAAGUUGAAGCAUGCAGUUCUUUCUUCAACAGACUGGACGGUUCGUGCACAAUCACUCGAAGUUCUAGUUCGUUGCCUAAAUUACUGUGAUGAAGAAAUAUUCAAUGUCAUUGUAAAACAUCUGAUAAAUGCCGUCAAAUGGAAAGAUAGAUUGGCAGCUGCGUUAUUGAUAGCAUUUUUAGGACCGAAUAAGUUGGAACAAAUUGUUGAUGAGGAAACAUUGUACAGGAUACUUAGCAAGAAAAUGUACGAUGAUGUUAAAAGGGAUGUUCGACUUGGUGUAUCACAAGCUAUCACAGCUCUUGGAAUGAGAAACAGGCUUAUGGAAGAUUUGGAUAAUUCAUUGCAUGACUCGAAUGAAGAAAUUCGAUCACAAGCUGUCAUUGCAAUGUCUGGUGCAGGAAUUCGAUCUGACACAACAUUAAGAUUUUUGGUUGAAAUGUUGGGUCUUGAUUCGAGUGAUUAUGUCAGAUUGCAGGUAAUAAGAACCUUUCAAGCACUUGGUGUGACAGACAUCCGUGUGGUUAGAGCUGUGAGGGAAAGAGAAAAAAGCGGUGGUCCACUUGCUAGGGCUGCACAAAGAUAUUUGAAUGCAUUUGACAUUCCUCUGGCAUCGUCACAAGCCUCUCAAAGACGUGCUGCAAGCUCAAAUGCCUUUGACAGGAACUUGACCCGCGGUAACUCAUCAUGGUCAUACAAUACAAGAGCAUCAAACAUAUUUACUCGGGAAUCAAUGCGAAGUAAAACAACUCUCAAUUCACCAACUAAAAGUUCAAGAAAAGCAUCUUCUGUUGGACUGAACACAGAUUCUUUUCCAAAAAUUGAGAUUUUAUCCACAGCUACUAGAAAAUCUCCUUCUAAGAAAUCGCCAUAUGGCAAGGUUUCUUUCUCUGACGGAAGAUUGCUUACUAGUGCCAGUAGUAUUUUCUGAAUUGUCCCCCUUUUUCCGUUCAGAAACAUAUAAUUUGCCAGGAUGUAAUUAUUACUGCUUUUUCCAAAUUUUCAAUACUUUUAUUGUGGUUUGUAAAAAGAAUGUACAUAGCUAUCCACUGUGAGUUUUCGUUAUUGAACUGCUGAUAUUUUACUUAGUUUUUUUAGUGGUCUCACUGACAUUUACCUAUUUUACCCAUGCAUUUAAAUCUCUCGCCUUUAUCAUGUUUAACCCACUGUAUGGCUUUUUUCGUUUUGUUAAAAUUAUGAAGUUUUGUAUAUUUAUGAUAAAUCCAUUCCAUUUCCAUGCUUAUCUUGUACAACUGUACUAAAAAAAUUUGUCUUUAAUAAGGCAAUAUCUACCAAUGAAAGCAUGUGAUACUAUCUUUUUGAGUGAAUAAUUUUCUUUAAAUCAAUCUAAUGUUUUUGUCCUUAAAAGAGGAUUCAAAAUGGUUGCAUAAAAAUAACUACUAUACAACACAAUGUGUAGUAGUGGUGAAGCAUGGAUUUUGCAACCUAGUUAUGUUAUUAUACAUAUUUUGAAAUUACUCUCUAAAUUAUGAACAUAAGUGAUUCAAUGUGUGGAAGAAUAAAUAUGUAUCCAAUAUAUUUUAUUUGAUGCAAACCAGUGUAAAUAUCAUUUUAAAGUGAAUGACUUUUCUUCCAAAAAGGUAUAUAUUAUUAUUAUCAGAAUUCUAAAAUACAAUUGCCUUGGUUCAG
Messenger RNA from Styela clava, 6414 nucleotides. RefSeq lists its product as uncharacterized. The record is from RefSeq and is a predicted model, not a curated record. Lineage: Eukaryota; Metazoa; Chordata; Ascidiacea; Stolidobranchia; Styelidae.